ACUAAAACAUUUAAUUUACCGCCGGCGCCUACUGGAGAAACGAGUAUUUCGAGUAUUGGUUUAGUUGAAAGUAUUGUUGUAAUUUGUUGUAUAAUUUUCGUUGUUGUUACUUUCGUUUUCAACUUCCAGUUGCAAUGGCGGACGUAGUGGUGAAUUCGGACAACAAGAACUGGGAGCAAUUGUACGCGCAGGGCGUCAGGGCCUACGUGUUCCAGGAUUAUUCCGCCGCCGCUGCCGCUCUGAGUCAAGCCAUCGAAAUCGUGGUGAAGCAGGAGAACGACGAUCUCUGCGACUCGCUGGGCGACGUUUACUUGCACUACGGCAAAGCCUUGCUCGAGUUGUCUAGAGAGGAAAGCGACGCGUUGGGCGAUGCUGUUCCCAAAAACAACGAGGAAUCUUCCGAAGAAAGCGAAGCCGAGGAAAGCGAAAACGCCGCUAACGAAGAAAAAGAAGCUGAAGUUAGCGAAGAUAGUAAAAAGGUAGAAGAAGAAGAAGUAGUAGUUGAAGCGGAACCUGCUGCAACCACCGGAGGACCUUCUACUAGUAAUGGCGAAGCCGAAGAGGAGGAAGAAGAUCCAUCAGAUCUCCAAAUAGCGUGGGAGGUGCUUGAAUACGCCAGAAAAAUCUACCUGAACCAAGGCGAAGCGGCGAAGAAAAACCUGGCGGAGACGUUGGUGGUUCUGGGCGAGGUGGCGUUAGAAAGCGAAAACUUCGAAUCGGCCAUCAGCGAUAUCACCGAAGGCUUGGGCAUCCAGCGGGGCCUGUUCGGCGACGAUUCGCGCGCCGUCGCCACCACGCUCUACAAGCUGGGCAUCGCGUACGCGGCCGAUUCGCAGACGGACAAGGCGGUGGGCAGCUUCGAGGAGUCGCUGGCGUGCCUGGCCAACAGGGUGGCGGCGCUGCGGCGGCGCGACGGCCAGCAGGACGCCGCGGAGGAGAUCGAAGAGAUCGAAGGGCUGAUGCCGGAUAUUAGGGAAAAGAUAACCGACAUGAAGACCUACAAGGAGGAGAGACUGAAAAAAGUGAUGAGCAUCAUUUCCGAAAGCUCCGACUCGCCCAGGCCGUCCACCAGCACCUCGAAACCCGCCUCGGAUAUAUCGCACUUGGUCAAAAGGAAAAGGAAACUCGAGAAUAUCCCCGAAGAGAACGAAGCCGAACACCCCGCCAAAAAACCACCCAGUAAUUAGCACAUACUUUAUUAGUAUUUCCAUCGGAAAGCGCAACAUUUUUUCCUGUCGCGGAGGGAAUUUUAAUUCGGCGCGAGCGCGUUAUUUUUAAUUAUUUAUAAGUCAAAUUAAAAACGUUUUUUGUGGAUUACUUUUAAUUGACGGGAUUGUACAACUCUUUCUCCAAUCUUUUCCUGUACCACAAAUUCGCUGACAGCUGCAAUAUUCUCAACACCAAAACGACCCUUAACACUGAAAAUUAUAGUUUGAUAACAAACAGUCGAUUAGACUUGCAAAUAACUCUACCUAUUCCUACUGUUGUCGCAAACAGCGCUAUCCAAGGCAGCGCCGUGGUGUUUUUAACGUGCUUCAAAAUCCUCGUCAUCUUCAUAAGACUCUUGUAGUGAUUGUAGUACAGGCUGUAAGCGGUGGCCGAUACCCACGGGAAUAUCAAAGCGAUGGUUCUCUGGAACGACGAAAUGGGAGAAGAUGCCGGGUAGAUUAACCGAUACUUACGGUCGUUACACCUUUAUGCAGCAUCCAAGCAGUGAGCGCCACCAAGAUGACGUCCUGUAAAUUGAAUCCUAUGGAUAUGCCCGUUAUGUUCGCGUUGAAGUCUAUCUUGGCCGAUGAAUACAACGACGAGAAAAUCCAAAGCGUGGAAAUGAGGAGUUUGGAUUUCGUGCUAUCCGUAUUCGGCGACUUCAUCGUACGAUCUACGCCGUGUUUUUUAAUGACGAUCGUUUCGGAACUCAUCGCGAAUAAUUUGGGAUUCUUCGAAACUGUUUGUGAUAUUGUCUUGUUGAGGACGGUAAUUUAGAAAAUUAGGACGUACAUAAAU
This is a messenger RNA of Phyllotreta striolata, 2007 nucleotides long. The record is from the annotation of a GenBank genome assembly. Lineage: Eukaryota; Metazoa; Arthropoda; Insecta; Coleoptera; Chrysomelidae.